AGACGCCCAUCUUGGAGACCUUGCACUGACAGUUGACGCUUCCGCUCAGUUUAGGAAUUGUACCCAUUGCCCUCCAAGUCUCCGCACUUGUCACCGAUCCCACACACACAGCAGAGAUGGCGGCGGCGAUCGGGCUGAGGGCGUCUUACCAUCGGACUCUGAAUAAAAUCGAGCUCAUGCUGCCUCCCAGACUGAGACCUUUCUACAAUCACCCGGCAGGACCCAAGACUGUGUUUUUCUGGGCUCCUAUAAUGAAAUGGGGUCUGGUGGCUGCUGGAUUAGCUGAUAUGACAAGACCUGCAGACAAAUUAAGUCCUGCCCAGUCUGGUGUACUAAUGGCUACAGGGUUGAUAUGGUCACGAUAUUCUCUAGUGAUUAUACCGAAAAAUUGGUCUCUGUUUGCUGUUAACUUCUUUGUUGGCUGUGCAGGAGGUACCCAGCUAUUUAGAAUAUGGAGUUACCAUCAAGAUCUAAAAUCGGGUGCCAAUGAAGAACAAAAGAAAGCAGAACCUUGAACAAUUUUGCCUACAAGUCAUUUUAAUAUCUAAGAAGUCGAGCAGUAGAUGUGUUAUCAGUUUGGCCAAACAUUUUGCUGUUUGACACACAACAGAGAGUUCUAUAUGUACUUGUAAAAUAACAUUAAAUGGUUUGUUGGACUGAUUUUUAUAAACCUUAAUGUUUCUCCUUAAAUUAAUAAACGUAACUUUUUAACAGUG
This is a messenger RNA of Rana temporaria (common frog), 716 nucleotides long. It is a transcript of the gene MPC2, whose product is annotated as mitochondrial pyruvate carrier 2. The coding region runs from base 117 to 515 and encodes 132 amino acids. Gene Ontology annotation, cellular component: mitochondrial inner membrane. Lineage: Eukaryota; Metazoa; Chordata; Amphibia; Anura; Ranidae. Gene Ontology annotation, molecular function: pyruvate transmembrane transporter activity. The transcript is spliced from 5 exons. The record is from RefSeq and is a predicted model, not a curated record. Gene Ontology annotation, biological process: pyruvate import into mitochondria.